UUCUUACUAUUUGACUUGUUUGCAAGUUGUAAGUUUCACUAAUUGUGAACAAAAUUCUACAGUUGUCUAUAAAUCCUCCAAGCAACAAGAAUUCCAUAGACUCUUUGAGUGGGGAGCAGCAGAUUUGCAGUUGCUUCUACAAACCAAGAUGGCUGAGUCUAAGAAACCAGAUCCGAAUGAGUUAGAGGGGUUUGUGACCUGUGAAGGAAAACCUGCUCGCAAGGAUAUCCAUGGAGGAAUUCACUCCACCUUCUUUGUUUAUGUGAUGCAGUUAUUUGACAUGCUAGCCUUUUUUGCCAUUAAUGUAAACCUUGUUACAUAUUUCAAUGGCGUUAUGCACAUGGAGAUCUCUGAAUCAGCUACCACACUAACCAAUUUUGUGGGGACUGCACUGCUGUUAUCUCUGCUGGGAGGACUCAUUUCUGACUCUUAUGUUGACAGAUUCAGGACAACAAUCGUUUCUGCUUUCAUAGAGCUUGCUGGAUACAUAAUAUUGUUAACACAAGCGCACUUUGGGUCUUUAAAGCCUCCCCCCUGCAAUCUACUUGGUCCAACUUCUGUGUGCGUGAAAGUGAGUGGAGCAAAAACUGCAAUGCUAUUCAUAGGUCUGUAUUUGAUAGCUAUUGGAAAUGGAGGUGUGAAGGGUGCUCUGCCAGCAUUUGGAGCAGACCAAUUCGAUGAGAAAGACCCAAAAGAGAGGAGAAAAAUAUCAACUUACUUCAACAUGCUUUUCUUCAGCAUCACUGCAGGAUCAUCUAUUGGAGUCACAGCUGUGGUAUGGGUGAUGAACAACAGUGGAUGGGAUGCAGGUUUUGGCUUCUGUGUAGGAGCAGUUUCCCUUGCUAUCAUUAGCAUGGUGGCUGGAAGGAAAACUUAUCGCAUCAGAAUUCCAGAAGGGGGCCCUCUAAUUCGCAUUUUACAGGUGUUUGUAGCUGCAUUCCGCAACCGAAAGCUCAGCACACCAGAGAAUCCUUGUGAUCUAUAUGAGAUACAUGAUAAGGCAGUCAAUAUCAAUACCGAGAAACUUCUACAUACAAAUCAGUUCAGAAUCCUGGACAAAGCAGCAAUAUCAACAGAAGGUUCUUUCCAACUUGAGAACAACAUGGAGCCUAACGGGUGGCGUUUAUGCAGUGUGACCCAAGUAGAAGAAACCAAAGUUAUAAUCCGAAUGAUGCCCAUUUUUGCAUGCACAAUCCUGAUAAGCACAAAUUUAGCACAAUUGCAGACAUUUUCAGUGGCUCAAGGUUUGACAAUGGAUAGAAGUAUGGGGAAACAUUUUCAAAUCCCUGCAGCUUCUUUAGCAAUCAUUCCUCUUGCAUUUCUAGUCAUUCUCACUCCAAUCUAUGACAGACUCUUUGUUCCAUUUGCAAGAAAAUUCACUGGACAUGAAGCAGGAAUUACCCACUUGCAAAGAAUUGGAGUUGGAUUAGUAUUGUCUACUAUAUCAAUGGCUAUUAGUGGCUUGGUGGAGGUGAAGAGAAAAAAUGUAGCAAAAGAACAUGGAAUGCUAGAUGCAUUGUUCAAUCCCCUUCCAAUUAGUGUCUUCUGGUUGGGAUUUCAAGAUUUUGUGUUUGGAGUUGCAGAUCUUUUCACUGUGGUGGGGCUGAUGGAGUUCUUCUACAGUGAAGCUCCUGUGAGAAUGAGGUCCAUGGCCACUGCAUUUUCCUAUACAUCUUUGUCUCUGGGCUUCUUUCUCAGCAGUGUUUUAGUUAACAUUGUGAAUGCUGCAACUCGAAACAUCACAAGCAGCCAUGGUUGGCUAAGGGGUAACAAUCUAAACCGCAACCAUCUUAAUUUGUUUUACUGGUUGCUUGCUAUUCUCAGCAUGCUCAACUUUUUCAACUAUCUCUUCUGGGCAAAUUGGUACAAGAAAAAGCAAGUAGCUGGUAUCCAGGAAGACAAGGAUCGUGUGUAGGCUUGACAUGAAUAUGUUCAUUAAUUAUGACUAUCUGUUAGAUAUGAUCAAGUACAUUUAUGUUCUAGAAUAAGGCUGGAAAAUCAUGCAAGAUCACUUAAAUGUAUAAUACCCAUAACCCAUCUGGUAGGAAAUGGCCAUCUGUUGUCCUGUUAGAAUUUUACUAGUGCUCUAUAUCAAGCAUGUAAAUCAUGGCAUUGUACUAGUUCAUUUCUUAAUGUAUUCAUAAUUAUAUUUUUAAUGUAGAAACCAUGAUUCAUGCUU
Molecule: messenger RNA, 2179 nt
Organism: Cryptomeria japonica (Japanese cedar)
Lineage: Eukaryota; Viridiplantae; Streptophyta; Pinopsida; Cupressales; Cupressaceae
Product: protein NRT1/ PTR FAMILY 4.5
Exons: 6
Coding region: 149-1915 (588 amino acids)
Biological process (GO): transmembrane transport
Cellular component (GO): membrane
Molecular function (GO): transmembrane transporter activity
Source: RefSeq, a predicted model, not a curated record